Messenger RNA from Vespa velutina, 4875 nucleotides. RefSeq names its product enhancer of mRNA-decapping protein 4 (gene Ge-1). Gene Ontology annotation, cellular component: P-body. Bases 450 to 3776 code for a protein of 1108 amino acids. The transcript is spliced from 9 exons. Gene Ontology annotation, molecular function: protein binding. Gene Ontology annotation, biological process: deadenylation-independent decapping of nuclear-transcribed mRNA. The record is from RefSeq and is a predicted model, not a curated record. NCBI's taxonomy places the organism in Eukaryota, Metazoa, Arthropoda, Insecta, Hymenoptera, Vespidae.
AAAGUCUCAUUAAUAAAGGAUGAAUUAUGUAUAAUAACUUUGAACGAAAUCGAUAAUACGAUAUUUAACUUGACAUUAAAAGUUUGAAUAGAAAUCAAAUUGACCGGUCCAAAUGGAUAAUCGAAUAAAUUUAAUAUUCCAAUGAUCUUAUUGGUUCGUUGAUUGAACGAUAGAAAACUUUUCCUUCAUUCGAUUUAAUUUCUCGAUAUCUCGAUUGUUCGAAUCGAACGCCAUCAUGCGGUAAUAUGAAAAAGUAGAAUCCAUCCGGGGGACUUCCGGUUUUGUCUUUUUGACAAGCGCAAGCGGUUAUAUACUAAUUGCCGUUUGACAUUUCAAUUUUUAUUUAAUAAUCCAAAAAUAUCGUACGUUUUAGUGAUAUGCGGUCUCGACGACGAUAAUCGAAAGAACGAUAAUGCACGGAUUAUAGGCUCGUUCGAAUAAAUCGUCCGAUGUUGAACGGUCACACCUGCGAAUCACAUUUAUGCGCGAAAGAGAUCAGAAAGAACAACGACAAAAUGAUCAAAACCGGAGAAGAAAAUCUACGACACCUGCAAUAUCCUCAGACAGUAGAAUUCAAUGGACAGGAGGAUCAACAUUCGGUGGAAUUGUAUAGCCAAAAUGUUACUAUAAUACCAUCCUCUGGAGGUCAUGAUCAUGGAAGUUCCAAAGUAAAAUUAAAAAAUAUCGUCGACUUUACUUGGGAACAUAAUUUUUAUACCGGUCAAUUAUUGGCUGUUCAUAUGUCUGGAAAGUAUCUAGCUUAUGGUAUCAAAGUUGGAACCGGAGGCGGAGUAGUACGGGUUGUAUAUAAAGAAUUAGAACAAAGAGCAUUACUCAGAGGCAUGCACGGAGCGAUACAAGAUCUAGCAUUUGCUCAUGUGUCAAAUGCAAUUUUAGCUUGCGUAGAUUACUCAGGAAAUCUCUUUAUACAUACUAUAGAAUCUACGCCAUCAGAAUUAUUAUGUAGUUUAGUAUUACAAGUAGAUGCAGAAGAAUCUUCACCGACUAGUCAUCGUGUUAUUUGGUGCCCAUAUAUUCCUGAAGACGAUCCAUCGGACGGAGAUGAAGUGUCAAAACUUUUGGUACUGACAAGGGGUUCAAAGGCAGAACUGUGGUCGGUUGCCACUGUUGCAGCCAGAUUUAGAUCUAUAGAGGCAACUGAUCCAGCUGCAAAAGAAAGUGGCGGUAUGAUAGAAAUUAAUCAACACUCAGGAAUGAUCGUUGAGGCAACGUUUAGCCCAGAUGGUACGGCCUUAGCUACAGCCAGUCUUGAUGGAGAAGUCAAGUUCUUCCAGGUAUAUAUGCACGGUAAUUCUCAUGGUACGCAAACCCAACCACAUUGUUUACAUCAAUGGCAACCCCACGGUGGACGUCCCAUUUCUUGUCUAUUUUUUCUCGACGAUCAUCAAACUUGUCAACCUGACGUACAAUUCUGGAGAUUCGCUAUUACUGGCUGUGACAAUAAUUCAGAAUUGAAAGUAUGGUCGUGCGAAUUAUGGACUUGUUUGCAAACGAUUAAAUUUGCGCCAACUCCUUCCACCGGAAAAGUUCCUGUAUUGAAAGCAGGCUUAGACCUUAGCGCUGGUUAUCUCUUGUUAUCUGACAUAUAUAACAAAGUUCUGUACAUAUUGAGUAUUUCGAAAGUCAGUGGAGAAGCAUUAGCGUGUGUAAGUACAAUAUCAGAAUUCCUUCUGCCAUAUCCUAUCUUGAGUUUUGGAAUUGUUGAUGCUGGGCAAAGAAAAAUACGUCCAACGGGAGAAUCCUUGGAGGAUCUUUCCCAGUGCGAGGAAGAAUCCGAGGAACAGCUUGUCAUCAGAAUGUACCUGGUUCAACCAAAAUCAUUACAAGAAUGUCAUAUAGCAUUUAAGCCUGCCUCACAAGUGAGUGGCAACUGUCUCAUGGAUAUGCUGACCCAUGAUUCCUUGGAUUAUUCUGAAGAUUUACCCGACAUUGGGACUGUUAAUCACAAUGGAAUUUCAGGAGAAAAUAGCGAAGAAGAUCGUAUGUUAUCGGCUACGAUCGAGCCAACGAGUAAUCAUAACGCCGGAUUAAACUUAAUGACACCGGACGCAUUUAGCUCGCCUGCGAAAAAGGAGAACAAUGAAUUAGAAUCAAGCCCUGCUAGUCCUGAACUUGGGAACGUGUUGUCUGCUAGUCCAUCACUGGCACAGGCGGUGCAAGCGUUAAAUGCAUCGGAUCCACCGCUUGCAACGAGCGAACUUGAGGAACAUGCUCCGGCUAGUGGUGGUAGUAGCCCUUCCAGAGAGGUCAGAGAGAUUCUCUCGCUCAGUAAACAAGACGAGGAGGCUGAUUCUGAAAGUAAAAAGGAAGCCGCACCAAAUACCGAUGAAGAUUGGCCUAAUAUUCCAAUGGUAUUGUUAAAAGAUGUCAAUGUACACGCCAUGAAACCAGACUCCGAGGAAUAUCCAAAUGGGGAAGAUGAUACUACUGUACAAAGGAACAAGGCGAAGGAAGAAACGAAAUCUUCUGCCAGUCACAUUUCUUGCGAACAAGAGGCCAAAUGGCAAAAUGCAAAUAAUAUAAAUAUUACUGACGUAACCAAUAAAAUGGAAUCUAUUUUAGAAACUAUUCAAGAACAGUAUCAAGAAAUUAGAGAAUUAAAAGCUGAAGUUACGAGAUUACGCCAGGAGACGCCGAUAUUGACGCGUGUGGAAUCGGUUUUAGCAAGAGCAUCGCAACAACAAACGGCAACGUUAGAACAAUUAUAUGGACAAAUGACUCGUCAGCGUGAAUUCUUAAAUACACUCGAGACAACGAUUAAAGAUAAAAUAGAGGCUAUUUUACCACGUAUUGUUGAGGAAACGGUCGAACCAUUAAAACGUCAGCUUCAUUUGGAUGUAACGCGUAUGGACGAUCUAUUGAAGGAUAAUUUGACUAAAUUAAUUAACGGUACACAUAUAAAAGAAACAUUGGCAUUAGCUGCGGCAAAUGCAGCUAAACCUGCUCUUGAUGUAGCUUUCAAAGACACUUUCACAAAUAUUCUUUUACCUGGCAUGGAAAAAGCUUGCCAAAAUAUGUUCAGACAAGUACAAGAUGCAUUCGUCAGAGGUACACGCGAAUACCUUCAAAACGUCGAUAUUAUUAUUGAUAAGCAAUAUCAACAACGAAAUGAACAACAAAGCGAAGCAUUAUCAUCAUUGGUACGCGAAGAAUUACGAAAUGAAUUUUCUAGAGGACUAUCUUCUUUACAAGAGGAUAAUGUACGUAUUGUUCGAGAAUCAAUCAGGGAAAAUCUAAAUCAACAACUGAAUGAAAUAUCUGGCGCACGUUCACGUGCCACAACUCCUGCCACAAUAUCCGUACCUGUCGUUGCUGAUGCGCAAACUCGAGUUGUCUCUCUAUUGCAAAGAGGUCAAUUAAAUGCCGCUUUUCAACAAGCUUUAAGUGCCAGUGAUUUGGGAUUAGUCGUUUUGGCCUGUGAAAGGACAGAACCGUCGAAGGUAUUUUCCUCUCCUGUAGGGCCACAAGGCCAAGGUACAAGAUGUAUUUUACAACAGCCAGUACUAUUGUCAUUGGUACAACAACUAUCUGCCGAUUUAGGACAUCGUACGGAACUUAAACACAGGUGGCUAGAAGAAGCUAUAUUGAAUUUAGAUCCAAAUGAUCCUGUUACUCGAGAGCACAUGGGUACUGUAUUAAUGACUUUGCAAAAUCAAUUAGCUACUUUUGUAACAGCAAAUCCAAAUCAUCGGUCAGCCAGACGAAUGAAAAUGUUAGCCAUGGCAGCACGUGCUUUAUUAAAUCAACAUCCUUGACCAGCAGUUUGUCUUCAAUAAGCACAUUCGUGUAUAAUAUAAGGUUCUUAUUUUCUGUCAAAACUGAGACGUGUUAGUCUACAAGCAAUAUCGCUAUAGCGAAUUUAAGACUGACAGUAGUUCACAUGGAAUGUGAAAGAAAUACUGUAUGAAUAUACGUUGUAAUUGUAUUGAUUUACUGGAAUACUGUUUUCUAUUGUCCGCAAAGUACUCAACUUUGUAAAAUAUCAAUCAAAAUAUUUUCAUAUUAGUAUUAUCGUAUCGAAACUUCUAAGUAAAAUUUUUAUAUAUUUCAUGUUAUUGAAAUAUUUAGUUCCAUCUAAAAUUUUUAUUGUCAAGAAGUUUUCACAACAUCUUUGUUCGCUAUUUAAUUUUGUUUCUUUAACUUUCAUGUGAAUUUUAUACAAAAGGGGAUUUCAAUGUCAACAGAAACUGUAAAAAAAAAAAAAAGAAAAAAAAAAGAAAAAGAAAGAAAAAAGAAAAAAUAACCUAUUUUACAUUUGUUACUUAUAAUAAUGUUCAGAAAACUUUUUUAUUGGUAAUUAUAUAGACAGUGCAUUUCAGUGCACUCCAUUCAUGACAUGAUCUAUAAUAUAUUUUGGAUAUACUUAUAAAUUUGAGGCUAUUCUAGAAAUUCUUAUUACUAAUUGGCAUUAUUUUUGUUCUCCUCUUUGCAGGAUACACGUGUACUUUGCAUCGCGAUUCGUCUUUAGCUUUCUUUCCUUUUUAUUAUGUACAUAUUAUUAUUAUUAUUAUUACCAUGAAUUUCAUAUUCUUAUUUCAUCUAGUGAAUCAAAAUGUUUCACGUUAUCUAGAUUAUAAGAGAAGAGGUAAUACAACACUAAAAAGGUACAUAAAAUGCAAUCUUCAUAAAACCGAAAAAUAAUCUAUAUGUAAAACAUACUUUUACAUUAUUCAUUACAUUUAUAAAUAGAUAUCUUUUUUCUAAUGAUUUUUUUAAAAUUUAUAACGUUUUGGAGUAAAUAAUACAGCGUAUCAUUUGCAUGUACACGCAUGUCAGUGUUCCAUAUAAUGUUGAAAAUGUUUCUCUUGUAUCUUUCAACGACAUAUGUAAAUAAUAUAGCGUAUUUUACAUUCA